CCAUGAUAUUAUAUCUUUGACACAGAAGAGCUUCUUCUUCUCUUGUUUUAUUCCAUCAUGGACAUUCCAGUCUUGUUGAACUUCCUUCACAAAAACCCAGAUGCAAUUGUCCCUUAUCCAUGGCAACAAAUUUAUGAUGUUGAGACUGGGCUAGUUUACUACAAGAACUGUGAAAAUGGAUUUGUUAUUUAUGAUUUCAGACCGUUAGUAAAUAUUCGAAGAGGAAUUUUCUGGGAUAACUAUUCAUGGUCUGCAUCUAUAGAUUGUCCUGAUGUUCGUCAAAUGAGAGCAAGUGUUCAAAACUCUGAUGCUCUUUCAAAAGCUUAUCUUUUUCGCAUUACUUGUUGCACUGACAUUAUUAUUCAUUGUAUUGUGGAGCAGCCGGUGUUUCGAUGCUUUUUAUGUUUUUCUGUAGUUGGGCAGUUUUCAUAAUUUUAUCAGAAGUUUAAGAAAAUUCUGAAAAUUUAUUUUAAUAAUUUGUGAUCAUUUUUAAUGUUUAUCAAUUAUAUUGUUGUUUAUCGAGUGUUUAUUUUAA
Cicer arietinum (chickpea) is the source of this 535-nucleotide messenger RNA. Lineage: Eukaryota; Viridiplantae; Streptophyta; Magnoliopsida; Fabales; Fabaceae. The record is from RefSeq and is a predicted model, not a curated record.